This is a messenger RNA of Pleuronectes platessa (European plaice), 5312 nucleotides long. RefSeq names its product mitochondrial calcium uniporter (gene mcu). Lineage: Eukaryota; Metazoa; Chordata; Actinopteri; Pleuronectiformes; Pleuronectidae. The transcript has 9 exons. Bases 52 to 1185 code for a protein of 377 amino acids. Gene Ontology annotation, cellular component: uniplex complex; mitochondrial inner membrane. The record is from RefSeq and is a predicted model, not a curated record. Gene Ontology annotation, molecular function: uniporter activity; calcium channel activity. Gene Ontology annotation, biological process: mitochondrial calcium ion homeostasis; calcium import into the mitochondrion.
UCUCGGUCCGCCCGCAGCAGUCUUCUUCCCGGCGAGCUUUUCACUACAGAGAUGGCUGCGAAAGUGUGCAGAUCGGUCCUCCUGUUGUCCCGGAGCAGCGGAGCGGCGGCCGGCAGCCUCCCCGCACUUGUUGUCUCGUCACAGCGGCGACAUCAGCACAUACGACCGCAGGAUCUACUGUCUGCUCCGCUCAGCCGUCAGAUCGUCAGGAGAGCACAUGGCCUACGAUCAGCACCCCACUCCACACUCUUCACCCAGCCUCCCACGGCCCUGUCUCCACAGGUUUGGAGGGGCGGCUCCUCAUGGCAUGGCCAGAGACUGUUGUGUUCCUCCACUGCUCCAGAAGAGGUGACGGUGGUGUAUCAGAACGGACUGCCGGUGAUCUCAGUCAGUUUGCCUUCCAGGCGAGAGCGCUGUCAGUUCACCCUCAAACCUCUCAGUGACUGUGUGGGAGUUUUCCUGCAACAGCUCCAGGCAGAGGACCGAGGCAUCGACCGGGUAGCCAUCUACUCCAUAGAUGGAGCGAGGGUCGCCUCCUCCACGGGAAUAGACAUCCUGCUGCUGGACGAUUUUAAACUCGUCAUCAAUGACACCACACACCUCGUGCGGCCACCGAGGAGAGAGCUGCUGCCCCACGAGGAGGGAGAAAGGCUGAAUGACGUCAAGUUCUUGGUGCAGCAGCUCUACACCACCCUGCGCAUCGAGGACCACCAACUUAGCAAAGAGCGCGAGCUGAUUGGACGACUGGAGGACCUCAACUCACAAAUCCGCCCCCUAGAACAGGUGAGGGUAGAGUUGGGUAAGAGGGCAGAGCGGCGUACCACCUGGGUGCUGUGGGGAGGCAUGGCGUACAUGGCCACCCAGUUUGGCAUCCUGGCCCGGCUCACCUGGUGGGAAUACUCCUGGGAUAUCAUGGAGCCCGUCACCUACUUCAUCACUUAUGGUACAGCCAUGGCCAUGUACGCCUACUUUGUGCUUACACGUCAGGAGUAUGUUUACCCCGACGCUAGAGACAGACAGUAUCUGCUGUUCUUCCACAAGGGGGUGAAGAGGACACGCUUCGACGUUGAGAAGUACAACAAGCUGAAGGAAGAUAUUGCUGAGGUUGAGUUGGAUCUGAAGCGUCUUCGGGACCCCCUCCAGCUCCAGCUCCCAGUCCCGCAGCUCACCGCCAGUAAAAAUUGAUAGAGCGACCUAUCUCAGCUCCUACAAGCCCCUCCCCCUCCUGCCGUCCAACACCCUUCUCCCUCUCCUUUCACCCUCAGCUAUUUCUCAGUCUCGUCCCCCUCCCUUCUAACUCCCAUCCCUCCCACACCCAAUAAUCCCAUCCCUUUCUCGACUGUGGGAGUUCGUUUUUUCUCUCUUUUUUUUGUUUCUUUAUUUUUGAUUUAUCUUUUUGCUUUCCUAACUGAAAACUCCAGUUGGAAUCGCAAGUAAAGGAAAAAAAACGCUAAAUGACAAAGAAGGAUGAUUAGAAUACAAGGAAGUGAGGUCUCGUACAGGCGAAGGUUGUCGAGGAUAACGAGAAGGACGACGACGAUGAUGAUAAUGGAAUAAAACUGGCCAAAUGCCUCAAGUCUCCAGAGGGACAGCCUGUAAGGAACUCAAGGGGGAUAUCGGGAAUUAUCACACCUCUAGACACUCCAGGACAGAGGACAUGCAGAGGGGCAUUGUUGAGUGUUUGUGUGUGUGUGUGCGUGUGUGGAGAGGAGGGCGGACUUUCAGGGUACACUGGGACACCGACCCUGGCCACGCUGCGGAUCGACACAGCCCCCCGCUUCCUUGAGCAGUCAAACUGUCAACACGCACACAUCUACUCACUGUCGGGGCAGGCUCCUGGGAGACUCUCUGUCCCACAUGUUAAAGUUUACACAAACGUCCUUACUGCAGUCGCACCAUCAGGGAGACCAUCAUCUCCCUGUAGCUGAACUGCUGCCUCUCCCUCCCUGGGCCGAGCCUCCUCCAGGUGACGGACAGCUGUCCUUCCACGUGUGACCUUUGUCAGGAGCUUGUCUCGACCCGGCAGGAUGUAGGCCCGGCCACGCCUCGUUUCCUCUUCCUGUUGACGUCCUGUAGCGGGCCCCGUCUGCGCAAGUAUGAGAAGUUCUACCGACAACAACAUCACUGUGUGUUCUUUUAUUCCGAAAAAAAUAUUUUGGCACUUUUUAUUUUGAAAGCCAUAGUAUAUUUGUUAUGAGAAGAAUAUAAAUAUAUAUAUGUAUACAAUCAAAUAAACAAAUGACCAGAGGCUAGUUUCUUUCAGUGGGGGGAGGAGCUCUCUUAAGCACGUCAUUUUAUGUGAAAACUUGUUUGCAUCUCCUGUCAUGAAGAAACAUCUUGCUACGUCACGUACGCACACUGAAGAAGAACAUUAUAAUGUAUGCUGUUUCAUAUCCUUUUCUGACAAACACAUCAUAUAUUUGACAGUAGCAGGCUCCUGUGCAUGGCCGCCAAUAGGGGGCGAACAAUAUCGAAGCCAAAUCAGGGUGAAAAUGGCUUUGAUUGGAACUGCAAUCCCAUCCCUGACCUCACCUGCAGUGAUUUCACGACUAUAGACGGGAGGAAAAUUAAAGAGAAAAACAAUAUUAAGUGUCUUCGUAAGGUGUAUGGCAACUGUGCAUUGCCAUUAUUUCAGAAGACGUGGAGAUGUGGUGACCACGAAGGCCACUGCACAUGAUUUUCUUACUAACACAUAUGGGCGGGGGCAUCGUUGUCCUUUUUCUCCACUAGUUUUUCAGUCAAUUCCUUUAAUUUGUCACCCGUCUGUAGCUGCUGCCAUAAGGAGGUUAAAAUAAUGACAUUAUUGCUUCAGACAAACCUACAGGCAUGCUAUGGUUUAAUAGGUCUGAAGAACUGAAUGGCUUUAAAAGCAAAGAGAAUCUGCAGUCUACAGGAGGAGCGGAAUUCGCCUGCAGUUCAAUAUCUUCAUUUCAGAUGAAAUAACAAAAGGCUACAUCUAUAACAAAAAGCGACAUUGCAUUGAUUUUAUAGAGGGGUUCUUUUUUUGUCAAUCCUAAAAUAAAGCCAGAGCUUUCUCCUCCCACUGUUGCUGUAAUGCCCCCCUGCUCCCUUGAUGGCAAGGCAGGGUAGACUGCAUGCUGUGGUAUGCCCUCAGUAGAAAUUUGUGAAUGUGUAGGAGCAUUAUUGCAAUUUUGUACUUAAUUGGACACUUUUCUUUGCCACAUCUAGUUGAAGUGUCACCCCCCCACGUUGAUCAGUUAAAUCAAAGCAUAUAUUUGUGGUGUCCAUUCUUUGGGGGGGGUUGUCGGCUUCACUCAGUGUUCUGUUCAGGGUAAGGAUUGGUGGCCCUCGCUCCGCUCCCCAUUUGCCCUCCAAAAAAUAAUAUGGUGUCAAAGCCAGUUAUGCAGCUGUAGAUCACCUCUGCAAAGGGGAAGCACGACAACGUGAUGCCCCCCCCCUGCACACAGACGCAAGAUCGUGUGCAUGCGCGUGUGUGUGUUUGUGUGUUUGUGUGUGCGAGUAGUUGGCUGAGUCCUGCUGAGGAGAUCCUUGUGUUUACCUCUGGAUUUAUUUUAGUAAUAAAAUGCAUGGUUUGGGGUCAAAUCAGAAGUUAUGCCACGGCAGGAUUUGGUCCGAUCAUUUACUGUGUGUAUGUGUGUUAUCUCCAAGGGAAACUGUGCCUUUUGGAUGAUUAAUGGUUUAAAGGUUCAGUGGGUAGAAUUCAGUGAGAUCUAGUGGUGAAGUUGCAUGUUGCUGCUGAAUUUCUUUCACAUCACAUUCUACUUCCAAACACGACAGAGAACCUGUGGCAGCCAUCACUCCAAACUCAAAGCGUGUUUGAAAAAUGGCGGCCUCGAUGGAGAGAAGAUCCCAAUGUAAAUCCAAAAGGCCCAUUCUUGGGUAACGAAAACAACAAUUCGUACAUUUUUUAAAGUGAAAACAUCACUGGGAUAAUUUUAUAUUUCAUUUCUGUCUAUAGAUCCCUUUAGUCUUACACACUGGACCUUUUAAGUGGUGUCGACGAUAUAGCAAAAUACAGCUACAGUAAGAAAGUUAUCUCUUAUUUGAAAAGACACCAUCAUAAAAAGGAGGGUUAAAUCUGAAUGUUAGGAACCGGAAAUCAAUCUUGCUUUGUGUGUGUGUGUGUGUGCCUGUGCGUACAUGUAUAUAGGAUCCAGGUUGACCAAUGGUGAGGGGCAAAAUUCAGAUUCCCACAUUAAUGAAUACUUUGCCCCUAAUCCCUGCCCAUCCCACUUCAUAGCCAUCAUUAGCUCAAAAUUCACUUUACACACACACACACACAUACACACAGGCUAACUUGCACACACGACAGCGGCAGUGUUUCCGUGGAGACGUACUGUGUCGGGUGAGAGAGUUGAGGCCUCUCUCUGGAGUCCAAUCCUCCCCUCUGCUGUUUCCACACCACACUUCUCUCCAUCACCACCACCUUCUCCUUUUUCCUUUUCAUUAUGCAAUCCACCGUUAUUUUCCUUUUGUUGUUCUCUUCACUUUUAUUUUUUUUUAAACAAAAUAUAUCAAAUAUAGGGAAACUUUAUUAUAAAGAGGGUGUUGCAUGAAUGUAUGUUUACAAGGGAAACUAUGUAAAAAUUAAAAAGAUGAUUUAUCCAAAAAAUGAACAAAAAAACAAGCUGCAAAGAUAAUUUAAGAACGUUGUUUGUAGAGAUUCCUAGUUAUAAAGGGCAGUGGACAGGGUGGCGUCUUUAGAAGCUGCCCUGCCGAAUCUGAAUUAAUCCCAGCCAACCAACUGCUCCAACCUCAUCCAACCCCAGUCCCAUCUUCACCUUAUUUACUCCUGUGAACCCGCCAUCAGCGCACGUUUAAACUCCCCAGUAAGAUCAUUAUUCGUCCUUGUGGAGGAGCGAUGGUGAAAGCUUUACGUCCCCUUGACCCCCGUUACUAUCGUCCUGGAUCUGGGUCCAAAGGAAAAGUGUCAGGUGCACUCUCAUCUUAUCGGGGAACACCUCCUCUCCUGUCAUUUUCACCCGCCCUCAUCCUUUAUUUUUCUUCUCCAAAAAUCACAUUAUUACUGUUUUUAAUGUGUGUUAUGUUUUGAAUAUCUUGUUUGCGUGCACUUACAUUAAGACAUGUUUGAAAAUGCCUAAAGAGUGAAGCUGAAUAUAGGAUUGAAAUGAUCUUGUACUCCAUCCUGACCUCUUAUUUUAUUUUUGUUUCGCUCCGCCUUCUUUUUAGUUUUUCUUCUGUUGACAUAUGAUGCUGUAAUGUUGGCAAAAAAGAAAAAUGUAAAAUCCUGUAUCAUUUAUGAAAUAUGUAUAAAAGAGAAAUGUAAUUCAAUUAUCAAUAAAAUCCUUAUCCAGUUUUUGGAGACAGUG